UUGGAAAUAAUAUGUCAGUUUUACAAGUUCCUACAUCGGGGGAUUGGGUCACCAACGUUGAUGUGGAGCUCCGAGAUGGGAGUCUUCCUAUACCAAUUUGGAAAAAGCGGUCGAUUUACAAGAUAUCAGAAGGCUUUGGCAAUCCUGAACGCAAAGAGGCCUACAAGCCUAAGUUGGUGUCCUUUAGGCCCUACCAUUAUGGUGAAUUCCCACUGAAACAGGUGGAAGAGCACAAGCGUAGAGUGCUCAUUCACUUCCUUGGAAGAGCAAACAAAAGCGCUAGUAAUUGUGUGGCUGCUGUGGAGGGAGUGGUGCAACAACUGAUGGGCUCCUAUGAUCAGCUGGAAGAGAUAUGGAGAGAUAGAAAGAGAUUUUUGGAGCUGAUGAUCAACGAUGGAUGUUUCAUGAUCGAGAUCUUGAGAAAUGUGGGUGAGAGCGGAAAUGGCUAUGCGGAUGAUGAUCCCAUCUUCAGCAACCAUGCAAGGCUCUGUAAUCUGCCUCGCAUGAAGAGAGACAUGCUAAUGAUUUAAAACCAGCUUCCUCUUCUGCUGCUGAAGACGUUACUAGCCUUUGAAGACAGAUCUCCCCAGGAUGAGGAAUCCAUAAACGAGCUCGUAAUGAAAUUCUUUGACCCCCAGUGGUCAACCUGUAAAAUGGGCCAGCGCCACCAUGUGUUGGACGUGGUUAGGGGGAGUAUGCUUCAAGUCAUAUCGAUGGGGCAGAGCACGUGUCCACAAAGAUUUAACCGAUCCAGGCAACCAGCUGAUUCAUCGACGGGGCAGAGCAUGUGUCAACGACUAUUUAAGCUAUGCAAAAGGGAACAUCAAAGCGAGUAUGAAAAGCAUGAGGUGAUCUGGCCUGCCACACAGCUUUACGAGGCUGGAAUCAAGUUCAAGAAGAUCGAAGCUCAGAGCCUCCAAAGCAUCAAGUUCGAUAAGGGCUUCCUCUUUUUCCCCGGCAUCCUCAGCCUCCCUGUGAUAGAAGUUGAUGAUGCCACCGAGUCUAAAUUCCUCAAUCUAAUAGCCUUUGAGCAAAUUCAUGCAGGUGCCGGCAGUGAAGUGAGUUUAUAUGUAUCUUUCAUGGACAAUAUUAUCGAUACAGAGAAAGAUGUAAUCCUCCUCAACAAAAAAAGGAUUAUCAAGAAUUUUUUGGGGACUGAUCAGGCUGUAGCAGACCUCUUCAACGGAAUCGCUUACGAUGUGCCCAUCGAUCCAAAUAGUAGUCUGGGAGAAGUGCAUAAGAAUGUGAAUAAUUACUGCAACGGCUGUUGUCGCCAGUCGCUUGCCUACCUCAGGCACACCCACUUCAGUAGCCCAUGGUCUUGCAUUUCCCUCGUUGCAGCAAUUUUCCUCUUAUGCCUCACUGUCACCCAGGCCAUGUACCAAGUUCUUGAUUUCUAUAGGAACUAA
Magnolia sinica is the source of this 1409-nucleotide messenger RNA. Its product is annotated as UPF0481 protein At3g47200-like. The record is from RefSeq and is a predicted model, not a curated record. The transcript has 2 exons. The coding region runs from base 618 to 1409 and encodes 263 amino acids. NCBI's taxonomy places the organism in Eukaryota, Viridiplantae, Streptophyta, Magnoliopsida, Magnoliales, Magnoliaceae.